AUGGUGAUGAAUAAGGAAAGUGACGCCGUGAUGAAGAAGAAAACGCUGGGUAGAAGGAAGAUUGAUAUGAAGAAAAUAGAGAGGUUGAGCAACCGGCAGGUGACUUUUUCCAAACGCCGAGUUGGACUUUUCAAGAAAGCGAGGGAACUUUGUGUUCUGACUGGCGCUGAAAUCGCUAUUAUUGUACAAUCGGUAGCCGGCAAACGUUUCUAUGCUUUUGGGCACAACAACGUGGAUUCCGUAAUCGAUCGUUUUGAGAACGGAAGUCCUGUUGGUUCUGUGGAAAACUCUGGAAAAACACCAGACCAUGGAAAGGAUUAUUCUGGGAUUUGUAAGGAGUCGGUGGCGGAGAACAGGGUGAUUGACGGUGGCAGGUUCUGGUGGGCUGAGAAGGUGGACGGACUUGAACUGGAGGAACUUGAGAGGUACAAUGCGGCAUUGGAGGAAUUGAUGAAGAAUUUGAACAAGAAAAUUACUCAAAUAGGUUAUAGGUUUUAUCAUUCUAGGAAUGUUGAUGGAUCAUCGUGCGAGGAUUGUGAAGUAGUUCCUAGUGAGAACUAUCUAUGCAUCAUAGGUGCUACUGUUGCUUGUAAUUGCAUUAAGGAUGAUAUAGAUUCUUUUCGUCUUAACAAUUGUUGUUCUUUUUGCCACUCUGCCGAAAGCAAGUCGACCAACAUUCCGUGCUUGCAGUUCUUUUGGAUAGGGGCAAAUGAUGACCAUUUAGAGAGGAUUUCUCAUAUUCUUGCUGAUACAGUUUGCCCUGUGUUGUUAGAAACUAUUAUUAAAGGUGAUCCUAUGGUUCUUGCUGCGAAUAUAAUUUGGAUUAAUUCUGACGCAACUUCGAUUAGGAGCCCUUCUAAGAACCAAAAUGGUGAGUUGGCUCUUGAUAUAAUUCUUGAAAAAAAAGCUGUCAGAAAGAGUGGAGAUGCCUGGAGGGUUGUCAUGGACUCCUGCUUACCGGUUCUCCAUUUGAUUGAUAUCAAGCGAUCGAUCCCAUAUGCUGUAAAACAAGUGCAAGAGUUGCUUGGUAUUUCUUGUGCGUUUGAGCAAGCUGUUCAGCGUCUGUCCACAUCUGUCACAAUGGUUACAAAAGGUGUUUUGAAAGAUCAUCUCCUUUUGUUGGCCAACAGCAUGACAUGUGGUGGCAAUCUGAUUGGUUUUAAUGCUGGUGGUAUUAAAUCAUUGUCAAGAUCACUUAAUCUUCAAGUACCAUUCAUGGAGGCUACCCUGUUUACCCCAAGAAAAUGCUUCGAAAGAGCUGCUGAAAAGUGCCAUGUAGAUGCUUUGACGAGCAUUGUGGCCUCUUGUUCCUGGGGGAAACAUGCAUCUGUUGGCACAGGAUCGCCAUUUGAAAUUCUUUGGGACACUAGAAAGCUACCUCAGAGAUGA
This is a messenger RNA of Olea europaea var. sylvestris, 1389 nucleotides long. RefSeq names its product DNA-directed RNA polymerase V subunit 1-like. The record is from RefSeq and is a predicted model, not a curated record. Gene Ontology annotation, biological process: DNA-templated transcription. Gene Ontology annotation, cellular component: RNA polymerase II, core complex. Gene Ontology annotation, molecular function: DNA binding; protein dimerization activity. The transcript is spliced from 8 exons. Lineage: Eukaryota; Viridiplantae; Streptophyta; Magnoliopsida; Lamiales; Oleaceae. Bases 1 to 1389 code for a protein of 462 amino acids.